Molecule: messenger RNA, 3120 nt
Organism: Stylonychia lemnae
Lineage: Eukaryota; Ciliophora; Spirotrichea; Sporadotrichida; Oxytrichidae
Source: the annotation of a GenBank genome assembly
AUGAAAGUUCAAAAUAUUACUAAGGCUUUAAAGUUAUCUGGAAUAAAUAGAGAGGGUAUUGCUAUGCUAGUAAAAAAUAGGAAUCAUUUCUUCAUGAAUCAACAAGCAAGAGCAUUUUCAGAUUUUGAUAAGGAUAUCGUUCACGAAUAAGUGGUAGUUAAGAAGAUUGUAGAACCUUAGGAUAGAGAAUAAAGGUAGAGAAGAGAUAGAGACAGAGAUGGGAAUAGAAACAAUAAUACAGACCAGAAUAAACGAAAAGCCUAUACUAAUAAUUCCACUUCUCAAGGUAAUAGAAGACAAUUUUAGCAAAUUAAGGUAGAAGGUGCGAUUGAUAACCAGGGCAGUAAUUCUAGAAUAAGAGAGCUAUAAUAAAAUUGUUAAGGAGUCUAGUUGAAUAAAGCUCAAGAAGAGAUAUUACAAUAUCUAUAGAGAAAUAAAGUUAUGUUGGCUUCAUGGGAACUGCCGAAAGUCAUUAAAAUUUAUUGCAUACAGCUGGCAAAACAAAGACCUAGUGAGCUUAAUAAGAAAUUUUAAAAUUUUAUCAGCAUGAGACAAAAUCAUCAUGAAAUUCUUGAAAUUGUUGAGAAAAACAUCGAAAAAUGUGAUCUAUCUGAGUGGGUUCAAAUUACACAUCUCUACAAUAUAAAUAGAUUAAUGAAAAGAGAUGAAGGAGCUCAUUAUCGAAAGUUUAAAGAUGCAGUUUAAUAAAGAAAUAAACAGUUUUUUAAUAAUCCUGAGUAUGUUGAUCAAGUUAAGGCUCUUGACUUUAAAUAUCUUUGCUAGAUUCUAACUCAUACCUACUCUUUGUAUGUUGAAACCCCACUUAUCCAUGAAAUUGAAGCUAGACUUAACAAUUGGAAUCCAGAGCAGAAACUAGAUCUAGAAGUUAUAUGCAAGUUAGCUUUAGAAGCUAGGGAAAGCAAUAAUGGAAUGGCAGCACUUCAUAAAAUUCUUUAAAAUCUCACAUCAGUUCUUAAGGAAAAUGAUAUUUUAAAUAAUGAGCCAGCUAGCAUCUGUGUCAAACUACUGUCUGCUUAUUCCUAUCUAUAAAAGCAGGUUCAUAGGGAUUACAAAAUAUUGGAUAGACUAUUGAUAGUGAUUAGGAAUAAGGUAAAUGAAGUGUAAGAAAAUGAUGUGUUAAUUCUAACUGAAGCCUAUAAGUACUUGCCAACAAGCACUCCAUUUGUGAAUAAGUUCUACACAGAUAUCUAGGAAAUUAUUUUGCAAUAGGCACUUGAAUCCGACAUCAAUUAAAUAUAGACAGAUUUCCUUGUUUAGUAUAUUGGGUAAUUACUUGAAUGCAAGCAAGCUAAAUAUUUGCCUUAACAAAUGCUGAAUUCUUAUUAAGCUUUAGUUGAGAACAAGCUAAAGUAGUCUUUUAAUUUACCAGCAAAAAGUAUCAAACAUCUUGGCCAAAUUGCUGAAUUUUUCCAAGAUUCAAAAAUUAUCAGAGAUUUCUUAAUAUAAUAAUGCCACGCCUAGUUUGAAAAUCUGUAAUACGAAAAUAUUCAACUUAUGCUGAAGCAGACUAAACUUCAAGAUCCUGAGAAUUAUUUAGCGAACGAGCUUAAUGUAAUAUUCUAUUGCUAACCAAUAUUGAUUUAGAUAGCAGAAAAAAUAAAGGCUAUAUAAAAAAAUGAUGUGCUUAAACAUUCGUAUAUGAUCUAGCAAUUAUUCUUAUUGAGCUAGAUGGAGAGCUAUACAACUCACCACUAAGAAUACACAAAUGCCUUAUUAUAGAAAAUUGUAGAAGGUAUUAAGCUUGUUGAUAAGACUUCAUUCGGUAGACUCAUUUAUUACUACAGAGACCUUCCGUUUUUGGACACAUACUUCAGCGGUGAUUCACUGCUUAACUUCACUAGGAAUAAUUAUCAUUCUGAUCUGUUCUUUAUACUUGCAAUGUAAAAGCCAAGAGAUGAGAUUCUUUUUCACAAGUAUUUUGAUCCGAUCAAGGCCAAGUUUAUUGAUCUAUCAUUCGGAAAAUUAAUGUCUUUUAUAUCUAAGUAUCUAGAUCUCAAUGUUAAAACAUCCCAACUUAACAAUGCAUUCUUGAAGGUGUUGCUUAAAAAUACUUAAUAUCUCCAUAAAAUAGUUCCAGGGUAGAUAUAUGAUAUUGUUGAUUCCAUUUUUGAAUCAGAUUUCAACCUUUAAAAGAGUUCACAAGGCCCCAACCAUAUUAUUUAUCAGAAUAUCUCUCUAGUCUGUGAACUUCUAGGAAUUUUAGACGAGAAACUAUUUAAGCCAGCAUCACGAUAUCUACUGACCCUGAAAAGAUGUAGCGUUUAUAUGCUUUAACCUCCAGAAUUCUUUAUCAAGGGAAUAUAGCAAAGACUUAGGUAGGAAAGCCACUAAGAGCUCGAAAAAUCUAACUUUGUUGAAUUAGUUGGAUUAAUGGCAACAGGUCUAGAGCAUUUGCAAGAUGUGAAGAUUCAGAUUAACAUAAUCAGAUUUAUGAAGAAGCAUUUCAGCUGGGAAAAGAUUAACCAAGAUAUCUAGAAUAAUCUUACAACUGAGAAGAUUGGAUAUAUGGUGGCAUCUUAUAGAUAUGUCUUAAGUCUAAUAGAAGAAAAUGAUAGGAGUAGGUCACUCUCUGAAGGGUCUGAUCUUGUGGGCAUAUUUAACAAUCUGAACUGGAAAUCGAUUCAAGGGUUGGUAAUGCAGUAGUUCAAUUAGGACAUUUAAGAUAAAAACUAUGGUCAAGCAAUCAAUUUACUAAGUUCAGUGAUGCUAUUUGAUAACUCAAUUAUUAAGAAUAUCAUUACUUAACUGAGUUAAGAUAUCUAAGCUAUUAUCGAUAGCAUUAGUGUCGAAGAUUUAUAUGAAAAGAUUAUACGGAUUGGAUAUUUUUCAUCCAUGUCUAGUAAUUUGCUUGCUGAGUAGCUUUUAAACAAAGUAUUCAACAAAAUCUAGGUAGAUCUUGCAAAUGGGAAAUUAAACACAAUUUAAGUUCUGAAACUUCAAAGGCUAUAUGCUUAAUUUGCUCCAAAUAAUCAAGAAUCAUAAUGGGCUUUUGAUGAUGAGGUAAGAAGAAUACAAUAAAAAUUGUGUCCAGAGGAGGAUUAAUAUCAAAAGCUAACUAAACAAUUACUCGUCUUGAAGUAAUUGAAAGCUAGAAAAUGA